AUGUCGAUCCCAGAACCGGUUAUUACCAGUACACAAGUGGGAGUCCAGACUCGCUGGAUGCUCCUCCAGCAGUCUUUCCAGUUAUUUUGGCGACGUUGGUCUCGGGAAUACUUGAACACCCUAGAUGGUAGAUGGACGAAGACUGAUACCAACCUCGAAGUUAGUACUAUGGUUGUCAUCAAGGUUAAUGACGCAGCUACUCUAUCGUGGCCAUUGGGUAGAAUCGUUGAGGUGUAUCCAGGAACCGAUAAGGUGGUAAGGGUAGUUAAGGUUAGUACCAAACAGGGGGUGUUUACUAGACCAGUUGUGAAAAUAGUACCUCUCCACACAGAUCCAUAG
Molecule: messenger RNA, 339 nt
Organism: Macrosiphum euphorbiae (potato aphid)
Lineage: Eukaryota; Metazoa; Arthropoda; Insecta; Hemiptera; Aphididae
Source: the annotation of a GenBank genome assembly